Messenger RNA from Centruroides sculpturatus (bark scorpion), 2456 nucleotides. RefSeq names its product delta-1-pyrroline-5-carboxylate synthase-like (gene P5CS). NCBI's taxonomy places the organism in Eukaryota, Metazoa, Arthropoda, Arachnida, Scorpiones, Buthidae. The record is from RefSeq and is a predicted model, not a curated record. Bases 162 to 2456 code for a protein of 764 amino acids. The transcript is spliced from 13 exons. Gene Ontology annotation, cellular component: mitochondrion; cytoplasm. Gene Ontology annotation, molecular function: glutamate 5-kinase activity; glutamate-5-semialdehyde dehydrogenase (NADP+) activity; ATP binding.
UUCUAAUUGCUAUUAUAAGGAACUCAUCAUCCAGACGAUGAACUUGGAGCUCCUAAAUAUUAGAGAUUUUUUCGUACGUGUUUAUGAUACAUUGAGGAUAUUAAAGUUACUUUAUACAGAUUCAUAUCUUUGACCAUAAAUUAAUUAUAUAAUAAAAAAAAAUGCAAUCUUGUAACGUUAUCAAGCAUUUGAAUCGCCUGAGACCGGGAUGCUUCAAUUACUAUAAACCAUCCAAAGCCGAAGGUUUUGUCAGAAUGUCCAAUGCAGGUUUUGGUUUUCUUCGUCUAUCGAAUGUCCGUUUCGUACAGAGUGGAAAAAGAGGAUUCGCCAUAACCCAAGAUUCCAUUAAUAGAGAAUUGGUUUCUCCCGAACAUCAAAAGUCUGCUUACAGUUAUAGAGUUCAGUUAAAAGAUGCUCGAAGAAUUGUGGUUAAAUUGGGUUCGGCAGUGAUAACGAGAGAAGAUGGAUGCGGAUUAGCACUUGGAAGGUUAGCAUCAAUUGUCGAACAGAUAUCUCAGUUACAAAAUGAAGGAAAAGAAAUGUUAAUUGUAACUAGUGGAGCUGUUGCUUUUGGAAAACAAAAACUACAAGCAGAAGUUCGAAUGUCAAUGUCAAUGAGAGAAACUCUAUCACCAAAAGAUUAUACUAAACAAAUGAAGGACUUAAGAAAAUAUGUAGAACCAAGAGCAUCAGCUGCAGUCGGACAGAGUGGAUUAAUGGCACUAUACGAAGCUAUGUUUUCUCAAUAUGGAGUUAAUAUCGCUCAAGUAUUAGUAACCAAACCAGAUUUCUAUAAUACGGAAAGUCGUUUUAAUUUGAAAAGUACCGUUCUGGAGUUAUUAGGACUAAACAUCAUUCCCAUUGUUAAUACCAAUGAUACGGUAGUGCCUCCAUCUGUACCAGAGGUACAGAAUGAGGUAAUACGUAUUAAUGACAACGAUACUUUAGGAGCACACGUUGCAACCGAAUUGGGUGCAGAUCUGUUAAUACUGAUGACAGACGUAGAUGGUAUUUAUACUCUCCCUCCUGGACAAGAUGGUGCAAGAUUACUGAGUACGUAUUGCCCAAAUCUAAAUGGGAAUGUCACUUUUGGAGAAAAAUCAAGCGUGGGAUCUGGAGGAAUGGAAUCGAAGGUGAAGGCUGCGAGUUGGGCAUUGGAAAGGGGAGUUUCUGUCAUUAUAUGUAAUGGAAUGGAAGAUCAAGCAAUUACAAAAAUUCUGGAUGGAAAAAGGAUUGGAACAUUUUUCACUGACCAAAAGCAUUCUUCAAUUCCAGUAGAAACUUUAGCAGCAAAUGCACGAAAAGGCAGUAGAAUAUUACAGAAUUUAACUGCAGAUGAAAGAGCAAAUGCAAUUUUUAACAUUGCCGAUUUAUUACAAUCGAAGAAAGAAGAGAUCCUCAGUGUUAACAGUAAAGAUCUUAAAAUAGCUGAAGAAACUGGUUUAGAUAGACCUUUAAUGGAUCGUCUUUCUUUAAAUGUUAACAAAUUAAACAGUCUAUCGGAUGGUCUAAGACAAAUUGCUGAAAGAUCUCCAAGUAUUCUGGGACGUGUCCUGAAAAGGAUACGAAUGGCAGAUGGAAUGGAUUUAGAGCAGCAGACUGUACCAAUUGGUGUCUUAUUAGUUAUUUUUGAGUCACGACCGGAUUGUUUACCACAAGUGGCAUCGUUGGCAAUAAGUACUGGAAACGGCUUGCUUUUGAAAGGUGGUAAAGAAGCUAAAUAUACGAAUGAAUAUUUAUAUGAAUUGGUCAGAGAUGCAUUAGCUCCACACAGCGCUUCUGAUGCAAUUGCUUUGGUUAACAAUCGUGAAGAUGUUGGAGAAUUAUUACAACUUCAGGAAUACAUCGAUUUGGUCAUUCCUAGAGGAUCGAGCCAAUUAGUACGUUCCAUCCAACAGCAAAGUAGAAAUAUUCCUGUUUUGGGACACAGCGAGGGUGUUUGUCACGUUUACAUAGACAAGGAUGCUGAUUUAGUAACGGCAUUAAAAAUUGUUAGAGAUUCGAAAUGCGAUUAUCCAGCAGCAUGCAAUGCUAUGGAAACUUUAUUAAUACAUAGAAGUUUAGUUGGGCAGCAAUUUUUCGUUGAACUUUGCAACUUGUUGAAAGAAGACGGGGUAGUAAUUCACGCUGGCCCACGUUUGUCCAAACUAUUGACUUUUGGACCAACCCCAGCUAAGUCAAUGAAAAUCGAAUACGGAAAUCUGGAAUGUGCUAUCGAAGUGGUAGAUAGUGUUGAACAAGCAGUGGAACACAUCAAUACUUUCGGUAGUGGCCAUACUGAUUCUAUUGUUACAAAUGAUGAGAAUGCUGCAAGAUAUUUCCAACGAAGCGUUGAUAGUGCGUGUGUUUUUCAUAAUUGUAGCACAAGAUUUUCAGAUGGAUACAGAUUCGGACUUGGUAAUAAUAAUAAUAAUAAUAAAAUGCAUCAAACAACUUUUAUCGUCUGUGAUUAUUAA